Sphaerodactylus townsendi is the source of this 1278-nucleotide messenger RNA. RefSeq names its product zinc finger protein 664-like. The transcript is spliced from 4 exons. Gene Ontology annotation, biological process: regulation of transcription by RNA polymerase II. The coding region runs from base 1 to 1278 and encodes 425 amino acids. Gene Ontology annotation, molecular function: RNA polymerase II cis-regulatory region sequence-specific DNA binding; DNA-binding transcription factor activity. The record is from RefSeq and is a predicted model, not a curated record. NCBI's taxonomy places the organism in Eukaryota, Metazoa, Chordata, Lepidosauria, Squamata, Sphaerodactylidae.
AUGGUGGGGCUAUUCCAGGGGUCCUCUGUGGAAAAAGACAAGGAUGAUGAUUCUGAAGAAAAGUUUGAGGACAGAGAUGGACCGCCGAGGAAGGAGGGAAGCCAUGCAGACAAGACAAGGGAUAAGGCCAUUCAAUCCCAAGAAGUAGGCUUCUGUGAAAUCCCAGCAUAUGAGUGUGGAAUGAACUUCUCAGAUCAAAGCCAAUAUGAGAUCCAUUUGCAAAUGCACAAGGAGCGACCUUUUGAAUGCUCAGAGUGUGGAAAGAGAUUCAGUCACAGUGGUGACCUUAAAAGGCAUCAAAGAACACACACAAAGGAGAGACCUUUUGAAUGCUCAGAGUGCGGAAAGGGAUUCAGUCACAAUAGCACUCUUCAUGUGCAUCAAAAAACUCACACAAAGGAGAGACCUUUUGAAUGCUCAGAGUGCGGAAAGAGAUUCAGUCAAAGUGGCAGUCUUCAACACCAUCAAAGAACUCACACAAAGGAGAAACCUUUUGAAUGCUUUGAGUGUGGAAAGAGAUUCAGUCGGAGUGGCUAUCUUCAACUGCAUCAAAGAACUCACACAAAGGAGAGGCCAUUUGAAUGCUCAGAGUGUGGAAAGAGAUUCAGUCAAAGUGGCACUCUUCAUGUGCAUCAAAGAACUCACACAAAGGAGAGACCUUUUGAAUGCUCAGAGUGUGGAAAGAGAUUCAGUCAAAGUGGCAGUCUUCAACACCAUCAAAGAACUCACACAAAGGAGAGACUUUUUGAAUGCUCAGAGUGCGGAAAGAGAUUCAGUCAGAGUGGCAGUCUUCAUGUGCAUCAAAGAACUCACACAGGGGAGAGACCUUUUGAAUGCUCAGAGUGUGGAAAGAGAUUCAGUCAAAGUGGUGGUCUUCACCAGCAUCAAAGAACUCACACAAAGGAGAGACCUUUUGAAUGCUCAGAGUGCGGAAAGAGAUUUAGUCACUGUAGCACUCUUCAUGUGCAUCAAAGAACUCACACAAAGGAGAGACCUUUUGAAUGCUCAGAGUGCGGAAAGAGAUUCAGUCAAAGUGGUGGUCUUCACCAGCAUCAAAGAACUCACACAAAGGAGAGACCUUUUGAAUGCUCAGAGUGCGGAAAGAGAUUCAGUCAAAGUGGCAAUCUUCACCAGCAUCAAAGAACUCACACAAAUGAGAGGCCUUUUGAAUGCUCAGAGUGUGGAAAGAGAUUCAAUUGUAGUGGCAAUCUUCAAAAGCAUCAAAGAACUCACACAAAGGAGAGACCUUUUGAGUACUCCAUCAAAGAACUCACAUAA